UGUGGCAUUAAAGCAAACACUUGAUUGGCACUCAAUCCCGAGCUCUCAGUCUCCACACCGACCCUUCUUCUUCUUCGCUUCUUCGCUUCUUCGCUUCUUCGAUUGGCGCUGAUGAUCGUCUCGGCGUUGCUGACCUCCGUGGGCAUCAACCUCGCCCUCUGCAUCCUCUUCUUCACGCUCUACUCCGUGCUUCGGAAGCAGCCCGGCAACAUCGAGGUCUACGCCCCGCGGCUCGUCGCUGAGGGGAAAGCCCGGAGAAGAGGCGGUGAAUUCAAUAUUGAGGAUCUUUUGCCUUCUCCCGGAUGGGUCCAGCGCGCGUGGCAUCCCUCUGAAGAUGACCUCCUCGCCUCCUGUGGCCUUGACGCUGUUGUCUUCAUGCGUAUUUUCAUCUUCAGUUUGAGAGUUUUCACUGUUGCUGGGAUUGUUGGGGUGUUUGUGUUGGUUCCAGUGAAUUAUCUUGGUGAUCAACUCAGUGGUAUCGAUUUCGCUGAUAUCCCGAAUAAAUCCUUGGAUUUGUUCAGCAUUUCAAAUGUGAAGGAUGGAUCUAACAGGUUAUGGGUUCAUUUCUCUGCUGCAUAUCUUAUCAGUGCAGUUGUUUGCUAUCUGCUGUAUGCUGAGUUUAAAUAUAUCUCUUUGAAGAGGCUUGCUUACUAUAGUGCAUCCAGCCCACAACCUCAUCAAUUUACCAUUCUUGUCCGUGGUAUUCCUGCUCAUGAUGGGAGUAGUGUCGGUGAUGCAGUGGAGAACUUUUUCACAGAAUAUCAUCCAUCUACUUACCUGUCACAUGUUGUGGUUCGUCGAACACGCAAACUUCGAGAUCUCAUGACUGAUGCUGAGAAUUUAUAUAGAAGACUCGCUCAUCUAAAGUCAAGGCCUCAUACUUCUGAACACUCAAGACGAAGUGGUUUCCUAGGAAUUUUUAGACAGAAUGGUGAUCUUGUACGUCAAUAUUCAAAGAAGCUGGAAGAUCUGGAAACAAACUUGAGGAUAGAGCAAUCAGAUGCUUCUUUAAGAAGAGUGGAAGUUCCUGCUGCUUUUGUUUGCUUUAGAUCUCGAUAUGGCGCCGCAACUGCUCUCCACAUCCAGCAAUCAGUUAAUCCCACACAGUGGGUCACCGAACAAGCUCCUGAACCUCGGGACAUCUAUUGGCCUUUUUUUUCUGCAUCAUUCAUGCAAAGAUGGGUUUCCAAGCUUGUGGUUUUUGUUGCAUCUUUUAUCCUGACUAUUAUCUUUCUCCUUCCUGUUGCCAUUGUUCAAGCACUAACCAAUUUGGAUCAGCUAGAGACCACGUUCCCUCCCUUGGUGGGCAUUCUGGAAAUCACUGUUGUAAGUCAAGUAAUUACAGGAUAUCUUCCAAGUCUCAUUCUUCACUUGUUUCUAUCCUUUGUUCCUCCAAUCAUGAAGCUCUUUUCCACCAUGCAAGGUUUUAUUGCUUUGAGUGAGAUUGAGAAAAGUGCUUGCAAUAAAAUGCUUUGGUUUACCAUAUGGAAUAUUUUCUUUGCAAAUGUGCUAGCUGGGACUAUUUCCAGUCGAUUGGAGAUAUUUUAUGAUCCCAAGACUAUACCUUCAAAGCUGGCUGUUCUGGUACCAGCACAGGCUUCGUUCUUCAUUGCCUAUGUUGUGACAUCUUGGGCAAGUUUGUCAUCUGAACUCACUUUCUUGCUUACUCUCGUUGGUAAUUUCAUACAGAGGCAUUGUUUAAAAUCUCAUGAUAGUGAGUUCCAUGCACCAUCAAUCACCUAUCACAGUGAGAUUCCUAGAAUUCUUCUAUUUGGGCUUCUCGGACUCACCUAUUUUAUCCUAGCUCCGCUGAUUUUACCAUUUAUACUGGUUUUCUUAUGUUUUGGAUACAUUAUCUACCGCAAUCAGCUAUUGAACGUGUACAUGCCCAAGUAUGAAACUGGUGGAAAAUUUUGGCCUAUUGUCCACAAUUCAACCAUAUUUUCUCUUAUACUUAUGCAAGCCAUUGCAUUUGGAAUAUUUAGCCUGAAGAAACUACCAGUUGCAUCCAGCUUGAUUCUGCCGCUUCCAGUGCUCACACUUUUAUUCAAUGAUUAUUGUCGGAAGCGCUUUCUGCCUGUUUUUCAUGCUUAUCCUGCUGAGACUUUAAUAAAGAAAGAUCGGGAAGAUCAGAAUGAUCCGUCUUUGAAUGAGUUUUUAGAUGGAGUGGUUAACACAUAUCGGGAUCCAGCUCUGAUGCCAAGAAACCACUCACAGGACAGACAUGAGCGGAACUCCCCACUACUUUCUCAUGCUUACUCAUAAUAAGAUAAACCCAAAACAAGGUUACACAAAUGGUUGUUAAGAUGAGUUAUACAAAUGGUUGCUGAAAUGAGUGUUUUACUAUCAGGUGAUGAUGUACACAACACUUGUGUUUUUAUUGGUGAGUGUGUGUUCUUGUAUUAUGCUUCAUUCGAAUUUGUUAUUGCCGCAAUGUGUGUAUUACGUAUAAUCACAUGAUAAUACUAUUGCAAUUACUUUUGUUAUUCUUC
This is a messenger RNA of Dioscorea cayenensis subsp. rotundata (Guinea yam), 2492 nucleotides long. Its product is annotated as CSC1-like protein HYP1. The transcript has 11 exons. Gene Ontology annotation, cellular component: plasma membrane. Gene Ontology annotation, molecular function: calcium-activated cation channel activity. The record is from RefSeq and is a predicted model, not a curated record. The coding region runs from base 112 to 2265 and encodes 717 amino acids. NCBI's taxonomy places the organism in Eukaryota, Viridiplantae, Streptophyta, Magnoliopsida, Dioscoreales, Dioscoreaceae.